This is a messenger RNA of Hylaeus volcanicus, 2327 nucleotides long. RefSeq names its product glucose transporter GlcP-like. Bases 182 to 1705 code for a protein of 507 amino acids. Gene Ontology annotation, molecular function: carbohydrate:proton symporter activity. The transcript has 3 exons. The record is from RefSeq and is a predicted model, not a curated record. Gene Ontology annotation, cellular component: membrane. NCBI's taxonomy places the organism in Eukaryota, Metazoa, Arthropoda, Insecta, Hymenoptera, Colletidae. Gene Ontology annotation, biological process: transmembrane transport; carbohydrate transport.
UUUCUCGAAAAUAAAAAAGAAAAAGGUAAAGUAAUUACACUAAAUAAUAUUUACAAAAUCAUACACUCAUUAUAACUUUUAAAUAAGAAAGGUAAUUUGAUUUUUAGUUCAGCAUGAUAUUAAGCUUUUUAUGAUGAAUUUUUUUAAGUCUUGAACUAGAGCAUAAAAAUAACUCUCGACCAUGACAUCUGCUGAAGCAUCAAAUUUAGACUCAAAAAACUUACAGGAUGUUUCAUCUCUUUUAAAAAUAAAAUCAAAAACUUUUUUGGGAUAUAACUUUAUUACUAUACUAGUUCUUUCUGCUUGUAUAGGUAGCUUCCUAUUUGGAUACAAUGUUUCCCUGUUAAAUACAUUAUAUAGUACCAUUGAAUGGGAGUUUGGCUGGUAUUCAGAUGAAAAUCUUUCAAAGACGUAUAAUACAUGGCUAAAUACAGUAGUGUUUGUAGGAGCCUUUUUAGGUUCAAUGACGUCUGGUUCUUUAGUGUCCAGUGGGCGUCGUCGACUUUUAAUAUCAGUAAUGUGUAUAUUUCUUCUAGGGAGUAUAAAUUUAGCAGUAUCAAAUUCUUUUAGUAGCUGUUUAUGGGCACGUUUGGUUAGUGGUUUCGGGGUUGGACUUGUUUCGGUUGCUGUGCCAACAUAUGUAUCUGAAAUGACGCCAGCUAGUGUAAGAGGAAAAUUAGGCGUAUUUCAUCAACUUUUUGUGACUGUCGGUAUCUUUGUUGGAGUUGUCUUGGGAGUUUUUCUUGAAAGUAUUCCCGAAGCACCUUCGAACAGCAUUCCAAGAUAUUUCGAUAGGUUUUGGUGGAGAUUUAUGGUGCUUUUUCAAUUAAUUCCUAUAUUUCUUGCUUUGUAUCUUUUUAUUUAUAUGUUUCCUUUCGAAACUCCCAAUUUUUAUAUUGAAACCGAUAAACCUCAAGAAGCACAUCGGCUUUUACGUUUGUUAAAUCAAAAGGAUGAUGUGGAAAAAGAUAUGGAAAUGUUGUUUCUUGCAAAGAAAGAUCGAGAUGUAGCGCAACAAAAAGGGUUGACGUUAAAAAAAGUGUUUCAAAAUCCAGUCUAUCGUCGCGUAAUUCUUAUUGGAUGCGUUUUAUCUGCGUUUCAACAAUUAACAGGAAUAAAUGUUUUUGUUUCUCGUAGUAAUCAAAUGUUUACUAACGCAGGAGUUGAUAAAAAUUGGGUGACAUGGUGUACAAUCUUGAUGUCAUUAGUUAAUACUGUCAUGACCUUCCCAUCCAUGUGGUUGAUUGAAUAUUUAGGGCGUCGAUCAUUAUUACUAUGGGGAUCUGUUGGUAUGCUGGCAUCUGUUGCACCCGUAGGUGUUUUGUUAACAGUAUUGAAAACCUCUGAUGCAACAAAAAUUAUUUCAGUUGUAGGAACUGUUAGCUUUAUUAUGUUUUUUGCUGGAUCCUACGGACCGGUUUUAUGGGUUUAUUUAUUUGAAAUGUUUCCAAUGGAAAUAAAAAAACACGCAAGUGGCUAUGCCACUGCCGUAAAUUGGCUGUGUACUAUUAUCGUUGUCUUCUUUUCGGGCAUGAUAGAUGAUAAUACAUCCUUUUUAUUUUUUAGCGUUUGUUGUGGUAUUGCUAUAUGCUUUAUUUCAAUUUUUGUUCUUGAAACAAAAGGACGAAACUUACAGGAUUCACCAUAUAUGCUAGAUAAGGAGGGUAACACUUUGCGUAUGAGCAGUAAAGUAGAUUUACUCUAAAAUGGAGUAUAAAAAUUUCGGCGGUGUUUUGAGGGGCUUUAUGAAACAUGUCAAAAGCUUUAAAUCAUUCUAGUUUCUGUUGACUCUCUUCGUUAUACGCCAACACAACCGUUUUUUCAUCAUCAAAUGAAUUUUUCAAUUAUGAAAUCUUAUUGCUUGAUCAAUAGAUAUUUUUAGAACUUCCGUACUCCGUUGGGUUUAUGCUACCAAUUGUUGCAGCUAUCAUAGAAUGCGGUGUUAAGAACAAGCUACAUUUUGAUUUUAUUUCUUUUUUAAGAAGUCAAGAAUGCAUGGUGUAAUACGUGACUCUUAGUAAUUAUUGUUUUAUAUUCAAUUUUUCACUUUUUCUAUCAAAAAAAAAAUAUAUCCGUUGUGCAUUAAUGAUAUUUUAUAAUAAAAAAAACCUCAUUAUUCAUCCUCUAUUUUGCUUAUAUAUACUUUAAUAAAUUUGAAAAUCUAGUAACAUAGGAAAGGUCACUAAGCUACUGCAAAUAUUGAAAAUUUAAGUUGGCUUCCAUAUUUGUUAUUCUUAUAGUAAGGUUAAUACUUUGAAGAAAAAAAAAAAAAAAAUUUGAUGCCAUUUGAAUCCAUUGGUACGUCAUAGCAAGGUACACAAUGUGAA